CAGUGCAACUUAUCCAAACCAUGGGUGCUACAGCUAGCUCCUUCUCCAAGAGCGGAGAUUACAGAGUCUCUGAUUUUACUGAUCCAUCGCAAACCAACUGGAUAACCGCCCACUCAGAAGCAUGCAUCAUGACGGUUCCAGAGGUGCGGAGGUGCUGGCAGCGCUACGAGGAGCUGGGUGUAGAUAAAAACGGAAGCGUCCCAAAGCAAAGCCUGAUCACCGACCAUCCCUUCAGCGCCAAGCUGGUACAGCAGUUCCCUGUCUCCGGGGAUGAUCUGGUGUCUUUCCAGACGUACUGCAGUGCUGUCAACUGGCUGGCCAAGUCCACAGUGAAUGAUAAGCUCAGAGGCCUGUACCGGACGCUGUCCCGCUCCCGCCUGGACCAGGAGGCCCUGCGGGGGGUGUUGUCCGCCCUGUACCCCCGGGACCCUCCGGAGGACGUCGGACGCCUGGCCGGCUUCAUCGUGGCGGAGAUCGACCUGAAGAAACAAGGGUUUAUUGACGAGACCCAGUUUAUCUCGUGGAUGCACAGGCUGCCCACGGAGACCCUAGAAUCACUGCUGCGCUUCUCCGCACCGCCUGAUGGGAUAGAGGAGCCGUCGUCGCCCAGGGGAGACCUUCCUCGGGAGGUUGCUUCUGAAGAAUCAAUGGAUGCACAGUUUCAUUUGAUCGCCAUGGAGAUGGCCAAGCGGAAGAGAGACUGGAGGCUCCUGGCUAACUGCCUUGGUUUCCUGGAGAGGGAAUGCAGAAGCUUUGAGAGAGAGCACAAAGGGCUAGAGAAACAGGUCCUGGCGAUCCUCCAACAGUGGCGACGUGGAGCAGAGGAACUAAACGCAGCCGAGGAACUCCAGGAUGCACUGAGAGACAGCGGCAACACAGACAUAAAAAACGUGGUCUUCAGGCUCAGUUUCUGACUGAAUAACGUACAUAACGGAUCAACGAUAUUUUUCAAUUUGUACACAACCAAACUUAA
Molecule: messenger RNA, 973 nt
Organism: Anguilla rostrata (American eel)
Lineage: Eukaryota; Metazoa; Chordata; Actinopteri; Anguilliformes; Anguillidae
Exons: 7
Coding region: 21-914 (297 amino acids)
Biological process (GO): signal transduction
Molecular function (GO): protein binding
Source: RefSeq, a predicted model, not a curated record